AUGGAAAAGAUCCGACAACAGGGGUUGUUCGAUAUCUUCGGUAUCCCACUGGUACUCCAACGAAUGCCAAAAAAGUUCGAUCCUGACAUGGAGCCUAAGGUCAUGGUCCCAAUUUGGCUAAGAGUUAUGGACCUACCGCUGGAGCUAUGGAAUCUGACAGCUGUGAGUAAAAUUGCAUCCUGCUUCGGCACUCCUCUCCCAACAGACAUCAGCACACUUAGACGUGAGUCCCUGGAUGGCCCAUGCAUACAAGUCAUAAUCGACACAACGAGGAGGCCCAAAGAAUCACUCACAAUCCAAUUGCGCAAUGGGGACUUUGUCGAGCAAAACGUUGAGUACGAGUUCUUCUCUAAAUUCUGCAAUGCUUGCAAUGAGGAAUGGAAGUAG
Molecule: messenger RNA, 387 nt
Organism: Salvia splendens (bonfire salvia)
Lineage: Eukaryota; Viridiplantae; Streptophyta; Magnoliopsida; Lamiales; Lamiaceae
Exons: 1
Coding region: 1-387 (128 amino acids)
Source: RefSeq, a predicted model, not a curated record